Molecule: messenger RNA, 1770 nt
Organism: Ilex paraguariensis (yerba mate)
Lineage: Eukaryota; Viridiplantae; Streptophyta; Magnoliopsida; Aquifoliales; Aquifoliaceae
Source: the annotation of a GenBank genome assembly
CAUUCUCUUACAGAAAAUAGUCGCAGUUUCCACGCACCAAGCAACGCAGCCCUCUUAACCUCUUCAAAUAUGUCGACAUUUCUCUUCUCAGACGCCUCCUCUGUGUCUAUCUUUCUCAUCCAUUCUAUUACAGAAACAUCAAUAUAAGGGCCAGAUGGAUGUGCUGUGGGCAGAAUAAAAGCAUCAUCCUCAUCCUCAUCCUCAUCCUCAUCUGUCAUCGUAUGACGCUUGUCAUGGUUUCGGUGUGAACGUCGAUGUAGAUUGAACUCAUCAGACGAUCCAUCACUAUAUAGAGAUUCGUGUUUUUCGAAUUCCCAAAAAAUUCGCACCCAUGUCAUUCAUUGAGGAUCUAUUACCUUUGAUUUUCUUUGAUCAAAUCCGAGAAAAGACCCGAACUUUCUCAGACUCUAUGUUGCAGAACCUUUCUCAAUCCAUGUCCAUCACCACUUGCAUUGGCGACAAUUCUGAGCUAGAAGCAUGCCAGGACAAGUCGGGGGCAUUCAUAUUCAAAAUGGUAGCUAUUGGCACCAUCCUCACCGCCGGAGUGUGUGGUAUUGCCAUACCAUUAGUUGGCAAGAAACACAGUUUCCUUCGAACUGACUCAAAUGUUUUUGUUGCCGCCAAAGCCUUUGCAGCCGGCGUUAUACUUGCCACUGGCUUUGUUCACAUGUUACCGGAUGCCACUAAGGCUCUGACGAACUCCUGUCUGCCCAAAAUCCCUUGGUCAAAGUUCCCGUUCUCUGGUUUCAUCGCCAUGAUGGCUGCAUUGGCUACAUUGAUGGUUGACUUUGUGGGGACUCAGUAUUAUGAGAGAAAGCAAGAGAAACAAAGUCAAAUUCCCCGAGUUGACUCGGUGGAAUCGGUGGUUGAGUCAGGUAUUGUUCCUGUGGUGGAGGCAACACAAAGGAUUGGGGCUGUGUUUGGGGAAGAGGAAGGUGGUGCAAUGCACAUUGUGGGUAUGCAUGCGCAUGUGGCGCAUCAUAGACAUAGCCAUCCUCAAGGACAGGAUGCUUGUGAGGGGCAUGUGAAGGAGGAUGCCAAUGGGCAUGGACAUGGGCACUCGCACGGGUUUGGUGAUGUGGACAAGGAUGGUGGUGUGAGGCAUGUGGUUGUUUCGCAGGUUUUGGAAGUUGGAAUCGUAUCACACUCGGUGAUCAUUGGACUUUCACUUGGAGUUUCAAACAGCCCAUGUACCAUUAAACCCUUGAUUGCAGCACUAUCAUUCCAUCAGUUCUUUGAAGGGUUUGCACUGGGAGGCUGCAUCUCCCAGGCACAAUUAAGGUCCCUACAUACAAUCAUAAUGGCAUGCUUUUUCUCUGUAACAACCCCGGUUGGGAUUGCCAUUGGAAGUGGCAUUUCUUCGUUUUACAAUCCGAUGAGCCCAAGAGCAUUAGUUAUCGAAGGUAUCUUUGACUCUCUCUCUGCUGGUAUUCUAGUAUACAUGGCUUUAGUGGACCUUAUUGCUGCUGAUUUCUUGAGUAAGAGAAUGAGCUGCAAUGUGAGGCUCCAGAUAGCCUCUUAUAUCAUGUUGUUUCUUGGGGCUGGAUUGAUGUCUUCUCUGGCAAUCUGGGCUUGAACAUACAUGUUUCCUCCUUUUUAGAUGUGAAAGUUCAAGAAAUCAUCACUUAUUUCUUUUUCAUAUUUCUGUGUUGUAAUUUUUGUAAGGAGGGUUGGGGAAAGGUGGAGUAGAGGAAUGCAAUGUUGUAAUUUAGAUUUCAGAAGUUUCAUUUUAUUUCAUUGAAUACCAUUCUUUUUCCCCUUCAAGUGGAA